Messenger RNA from Drosophila bipectinata, 2163 nucleotides. NCBI's taxonomy places the organism in Eukaryota, Metazoa, Arthropoda, Insecta, Diptera, Drosophilidae. The record is from RefSeq and is a predicted model, not a curated record.
AUGUUCUUAGUCUUGAGCUUGUUUUUAUAUGCUCUCUGUUAUUUGGUUAGCUCUGGGCUUUCCGACUAUGCCUGCAACAAAUCGGAUGUGUCAUUAGCGCUUUCUCAGAUUAUUAGCGGGCUUAGACCACGACCCCUGUCAAUAAUAAUACUAUACGGAUCAAAUAAAGAUUUUGAUAAUUGCGACGGCGAACGAUCUUUUCCCGUGGACGACUUUGUGAAGCGACUUCAUCGCAAUUACUAUAAUUCACUAAUAUUCAACAACAGGGAGAUUUUCUUUCAACACAUCGAGGCAAAUCUAAUGGGUGCCAUCGAGUGUGUCAGUCUGAUUCUAAUCGACCCCAAGGAAUUAUUGGAUAACCUUUAUAACCGACACUUAACACACCGUCUUAGCCUUUACAUUUUCUAUUGGGGGGCUAACUGGCUUCCCCGUGCUAGUCUAUUAAAAUUUGAGGAGCCACUUCGUGCGGUCGUAGUAACCCGCCCUCGAAAACACGCUUUUCGCAUAUAUUAUAACCAGGCACAGCCCAGCAAAAUAAACCAUUUGCAGUUGGUAAAUUGGUAUGACACUAACAACCUAGGUCUAAAACGCUGUCCACUCCUGCCGUCCGGAGCGUCUGUAUACAAAAAUUUUGACGGUCGCGUUUUUCGUGUUCCUGUUUUUCACUCUCCACCCUGGUUUUGGGUCGCCUAUGGGAACAAGAGCGACCGUUUUAUGGAAAACUUAACAUCUCUUGACAGUCUGGAUAACAGCGAGUUAAGGGUUACGGGUGGACGCGACCACCGCCUGCUCAUGCUUUUGGCGCAGCACAUGAAUUUCCGGUUUAAAUAUAUAGAAGCUCCUGGAAGAACACAAGGAUCCUUUAGAUCAGAAGAUGCUACAGCUUCUAAAGACAGCUUUACGGGUGGAAUCGGACUUUUGCAGAGCGGCCAUGCCGAUUUUUUCUUAGGCGAUGUCGGUCUAAGCUCGGAGCGGCUUAAGGCCAUUGAAUACUCGUUUUUCACUUUGGCCGAUUCCGGUGCCUUUGCCACUCAUGCCCCAAGACGCCUUAAUGAGGCCCUUGCUAUUCUGCGACCUUUUAAGCCGGAUAUCUGGCCAUAUCUUAUUCUUACAAUAGUCUUUUCUGGUCCCAUGUUCUAUUUUAUUAUUUCCAUACCUUAUCUUUGGCGACGGCACUACAUCACAUCGGAUGUAGAGGUAAAAAGGCCAGUCGAACUUUUUCAAAAGUGCAUUUGGUUUACAUUGAGGCUAUUUCUAAAGCAGUCUUGUCGGGAACUGUAUAACGGGUAUCGAGCUAAAUUCUUAACAAUUGUAUACUGGGUAGCAGCUACCUACGUCUUAGCCGAUGUCUACUCCGCACAACUGACAAGCCAGUUUGCACGACCCGCCCGCGAGUCCCCUAUCAACACUUUGCAACGCCUGAAAGAAGCCAUGAUUUAUGAUGGCUACCGCCUUUAUGUAGAAAAGGAGAGUAGCUCGCUAGAGAUGCUGGAGAAUGGAACGGAACUUUUUAGACAGCUGUAUGCUUUAAUGCAGCACCAAUUUCCCAACACUCGGUCGGGUUUUUUAAUUGAUUCAGUGGAGGCGGGUAUUAAGCUAAUAGCCGAUGGAGGAGAGGACAAAGCAGUUCUGGGUGGGCGAGAGACACUCUACUUCAACAUGCAAAGCUAUGGAGCUCAAAACUUUCAGCUCAGCCAAAAGCUAUAUACUCGCUAUUCGGCGGUGGCAGUACAAAUUGGUUGCCCUUUUUUAGACAGCUUAAACGAUGUUAUCAUGCAUCUGUUUGAAAGCGGAAUUCUAGACAGGAUAACUAUAGCAGAAUAUGCGGCUCAAUCAAGACAAAUUACCAAAAAUAAAAAUCAUCAUUCUUCGGAUUUAACAGCACUUGAAAGCAGUAAACAUAGUACUAACGAGAAGAUCAGGGACUUGCAAAAUCAGCCCGCAUGCAAUGAAAAUGAAAUUAUAAUGCCACUUAACUUCCGAUUACUUCAAGGAGCCUUUAUUGCUCUAGCAGUGGGUUCCUUUACUGCAGGAUCGAUGUGUCUCUUGGAAAUGUUUUUGUGCCAUCUAGUUUUGGACUUAAAAUGGGGUGAUAAUUGUACUAGCUGGCUUACCAAUUGGAAAAGAAUAAGGCAAUUCAUUAAUUAUUCAUUCAAAAAUUAA